This is a messenger RNA of Patiria miniata (bat star), 6051 nucleotides long. It is a transcript of the gene wdr7, whose product is annotated as WD repeat-containing protein 7-like. The transcript has 25 exons. Gene Ontology annotation, cellular component: cytoplasm. The coding region runs from base 258 to 4709 and encodes 1483 amino acids. Gene Ontology annotation, molecular function: protein binding. The record is from RefSeq and is a predicted model, not a curated record. Lineage: Eukaryota; Metazoa; Echinodermata; Asteroidea; Valvatida; Asterinidae.
CAGAAAUAAGACCAAUGUAAUAUAGCGCACAGAUGGGAUGAAAUUUUGGGACGCAAAAUCGCAACAACUAAAUCACCUCAAAAUGUUGGAAAUCAUGACUCGUUUCAUUGUGUCACCGUAACAUCUACUGUUGGCUGACCUUCUGGAUGUGCAGGAAGUCCUAAGUAAUUCUCCCCUGAUCACCUGAUCCCCUGAUCACCUGAUCACCAACGUGAUCACCAACCUGUGGGUGAAACUGAGUUCAUCUGACAGAAAGGAUGGCAUCCGGUGGGUUAGUCAUCCCGGUGGUGUUGUGGGGAAGUAACGCUCCCACACACUGCGUCUCGGCAGUGCUGAUCACAUCGGACCAGAGGACCAUCAUCACAGGUUGCCAUGACGGCCAGAUCUGUCUAUGGGAUCUCAACGAGAGUAUGCAGGUUGUGCCUCGCAACAUGCUGCUGGGCCACUCUGCUGCCAUCACGUGUCUGGCCAGGGCCAGUGAGUCUUGGGAAUCUUCCACUUUCAUCAGCGCUGCUGAAAAUGGAGAGUUAUGUCUGUGGGAUGUGAGUGACGGUCGAUGUAUUGAACAGACUAGGGUACAAGGAGUGCCCACCGUCAUGCAUACUUACCAAGCUACUAAAGGCACCAGUCGUGAGUCGCGCGUCAUCUGUCACGGCUAUUAUCCCGACGUUCAUAUCUUUGACACAACAAGCCUGGAACUUCUCUUCACGUUGACCUCCAAGGUGUCACCAGACUGGAUCAGCACGCUGUGUGUGAUCCGACCUCUCAAGAGACAAGAGGAUGUGGUUAUUGGCAUAUCCAAAAGCGGGAUGCUCAAAGUUUGGAACCUGUGUGGUGCAGAAUGCAAGAACACGGAGCCCCAUUUUGAGGAGGAGUGCAAACCACUGCGAUGCCACAAUGCACAGACGCUGACCUGCUGUGCGUUCACACUACGCACCGUGCUGAUUGUAUGCACUAAAUAUUGGCAGAUCUACGAUGCAGGUGACUUCUCUCAACUGUGCUCUGAGGACAGCGAGAAAGGUUACCACUGGUGCGGAGGGGACUUCAUCAGUGCAGACAGGGUAGUCAUAUGGAAUAGCCAGGGCAAGGGCUUCCUCUAUCAGCUACCGACAAGUUGCAUACCAGAGAGCGAGGAUUUCCGCAGCAACAUUGGUCGUGGUGUGGAGGUUACGUCUCAUCCCUUUCUCUACUGCAUCCUAGAAGCCAACGACCUCAAGCCACUUUCCUGCGCGCCGGCCAUGACGUUUUUUUACGGCCGCCGCGGCCCUUUCUACAAGCUCUUUGUCCGUGGGGACUCGGAGGGCUGCGUGACGGUGUGGAGGAUGCCCGAGAUCUCGGACAAGGAGCUCAGCUACUUGAAGCAAGAGGAGUUUGACACCCUACCUGUGAUGCCACCCUCUGCGAGUAACAGUCUUAGCGAUUUGUGGAAAUACUGCUCUCCGCGACCUGCUGGAAUCAUAGACCAACUGAGUGUUACGCACGGUGAUAAAUUGUCUGAGCCUUUACCAGUGACAGCUAGCAUCUACCUACCGGACCAAGGCUGGCUAGUGUGCGGCCGCAAAGACGGUAGUAUUGUGAUCGUACCGGCCAUUCAAACAGCUAUCGUUCAACUCCUGGAUGGACCACACACUGCUAGGAGAGGUUGGCCACCCCAUCGCAUCCUCCGCGGCCACCAGGACAAAGUCACCUGCCUCCUGUACCCACACCAGGAGCACACCCGCUACGACUCCACCUUCCUGGUCUCUGGGGGAGUGGAUUUCUCCAUCUGUCUCUGGGAUAUCUUCUCAGGCAAUCUGUUGCACACCUUCUGUCUGCACGGUGGGGAGAUCAGCCGCAUGGUCAUCCCGCCAGAAAAUUGCAACGCCCGCGUCUUGGCAUGUAUCUGCACUGUGGCCAGCGACCACUCGGUGGCGCUGCUCAGCUUGCGAGAGCGUAAGUGCAUCAUGCUGGCCAGCCGGCACCUGUUCCCCAUCAAGACUAUCAAGUGGAGGCCCACUGAGGACUUCCUGGUGGUGGGAUGCGAGGACGGCAGCGUCUUCGUCUGGCAGAUGGAAACGGGUCACUUGGACCGUAUUGCCCAGGGUGUGACAGCUGAAGACAUCUUAGAAGCCUGUAACCACAUCGGACGGACAGUGGAAACCAUGCUGACCCCUGCUCAAAGUAUCGCCCAGGCCUUCCGGCGUCGCAGCUUGACUGCCAUCAAGAACGCCGCCCAUCGCCACCUCCUUGCCACCUACCAGGGAGCCAACGCCCCUUCUGCCGCCGAAAUCGUGCCAAAGAACCCCUCCCAUGCCCUCUCCAUCCAGGCCAUGCGCUCUAAUGCCAAGGACUCUGAUUUCCACGUCUUGUUCUUUGACACGGAGAUCCUGGUGGUGCAUCUCCUGACCGACGAGAACCUCAUCCCCGGCAUUGUCACCAAGGGCCAACCCGACUCGGGGAAGCUGUCAGCAUCCCAGCAAACCGGGUCCUCCCAAUCCCCGAAGCUGUCGCAGCGUGUCGCCGGCUUCCUUACCAAGCAGAUUGAGAAGCAGAUCAAGGACAGCGAUGAUGAGGAAGACGAGGAAGGGAUGCUGCAUCAGCUGCGGCCUCCUAACUCAGCCUCCAGGAGGCGUAGUGUCCCCUCUCGUAGCAAGACCUCCAAGAACCUGACUCUAGACCAGAGCCAUCUGACCUUAGACAUUGCUCAACUCUUCAUGUCUUGUCUGCACGCCUGGGGGCUUGACACCACCCUAGAUGACAUCUGUCUGACCAAACUGGGCCUCCUGAAGCCUCACUCCCCAGUCUCCUUCGGCCUUCUCUCCCACGGCGCCUACAUGUCUCUGAUGCUCCCGGGCUGGCACCGCAACCCUUCCAAGACCCCAUCCCCAUCCAGGAUGUCCCCAGACCCCAGCUCCAUCUCUGCCAAGGAGGCCCUGCAGCUCAAGAAACGAGAGCAGAAGGAGAUCUCGGACAUCCAGCUGGGCUUGCUGCUGGAUGGUCAGCAGUACCUGGGACACUGGGAGCUGUCCCGAGCAGUGACCACCCAACAUCUCCUGUCGGUCAUCUCUGUAGCCAACACUCUGAUGAGUAUGAACAAUGCCAGCUUCAUGAUCCUGUCCCAUUUCCGCAAGGGCAAGCCCAAAAAGUCUGCCGCUGGUACAGAAGGAGAUAAGGUGGAUCCCUUUGACAAUCUUGCCGAUCUGACUCCUGAACAGGCUAUGAUUAAACAAGGUUGGAGCCUGCUGGCUGCCCUACACUGUGUCCUCCUGCCUGACUUACUGGGCAGCACCCGCUACAAACCACCCCACCUGGAGAUGCUGGCUCGCAGGUGGCAAGACAGGUGUCUGGAGGUUCGCGCUGCUGCCCAAGCUCUGUUGUUGGCCGAGCUGCGACGUAUCGGUGCCGAUGGCAGGGAGGAGGUUAUCCACACUUGGGCCCAUCACCUGCCCAACUAUGUGGAUUCGUCUCUGAGUCUGCUGGGCAGUCAGAGCCAGGCUAGCUCCAUGUCCUCCCUGUCGGAGACUGGGAGCAGCGAGAGCGACGAACACGAGGAAGAAAUACUGUCAGGUGAUUCACCGACAAAGAAAGUCUCGACGUCGUUUGAGUCUCGCCGCAAGCAGGCCACAGCCAUCGUCAUGUUGGGUGUGAUUGGGGCCGAGUUUGGGGCGGAGAUUCAGCCAUCCCGCCUACAAGGCAGCCCGUCCAACCGACCGGUCCAGCAAGGGUUUGGCAUGAACGACUACUCGCUCGCAAGACAUACAGCUCAAGCCCUGGCCUAUCUCUUGCUGGAGCCCCCGAAGCCCAAGUUACCGGCUCACACUCCGAUCCGCCGUGCCGCCAUCGACUUACUGGGCAGGGGCUUCACGGUCUGGGAGCCAUUCAUCGACGUGUCUGCUGUCUUUCUGGGACUCUUGGAGCUGUGCAGUGAUACCAAAAAGUUUGCUGCAAGCAUUAACAGUGGUUUGCCCAUCACCCCGGCUGCCGAUUCCAACCGCAGCGCCCACCACGCCUUGGCCCUGAUUGCCACGGCCCGGCCGGCCACCUUCAUCACCACCAUCGCUAAGGAGGUGGCUCGCUACCAGGCCCUGGCCACCAACACUCAGACCCCGGCUGCCAUCUUGCAGGCCAACCCGCUGAGCCGAGCUAAGGCCGAGGUGCUGAGGAUCGUGGAGCUGCUGAUUGAGAAGAUGCAGAAUGAUGUGGUGGACCUGAUGGUCGAGGUGAUGGACGUCGUGGUUCACUGCCUGGACCCAGGCCAGCUCAAGACCAAAGGCCUGAUGGAGAUCUUUCCCUGUAUCUGCCGCUUCAACAUGCUCAGCUAUUGUCACCACACUAAGCGGAUUGCCGCCGGUGCUAAGACGGGGCUCAUCGCAAUCUACGACGCCAAGACUGGCAAGUCACAGACCAUCUCUGGCCACACCACGGCCGUGACAGCUCUUGCCUUCUCCACUGAUGGCAAGUACAUGGCAUCCUACGCCUUUGGGGACACCAAACUUUGCUUCUGGCAGACCAUUGCCACCCCCAUGGCUGGAGUAAUGAAGCUGACUGGUAGUUCGCUUCUCGGCGGUAUGAUCAGCUCAGCCACAAAGUGCGUCAAGGCAUUCAAGACGAGGCAGUUCACCGGUUCCUUCACGGUGAGCCAGCUGCGCCAGGUGGCCCUGUCCUGGCCCCAGCCCCGGGCGGUCAUGCUGAAGUACAUGGACGGCUCCAUGGACAAAUAUCAGCUGUGAUUCAAGAAACUACCAGGCCUGUGGGUUCCCUUCCUUGUAGCUACACUGUUUUGCUUGUGUACAGUCACAGACAAGAAGAACAUCUUUCAUCAGGAGUUUCAGGGGAGUCCUGAGUUCCCCGUGCUCCACAAGAGGGGAACAAACACAUCCACUCUUUGAGCAGACUGGCUACCGGACCGUACAUUAUCGAUAACAAUUGUGGGGCAGGAACCAGCCUACCCCGCGAGAACGGAAAUAUUGUCUGGCAGCCAAUAUUUCGAAAUUAUAAAGUAACAACGCAGUAACUUUUCAUGGGCAAUUUUUUCGGUCGAUAUCUCAUUCAAAAGUGAAUAACUUUUGAACUGUUAGAAAAUAAGCAAUUUAGAAAAGGAAUUUAUUUUGGGGGAUGAAACUCGAAAAUAGCAAGAGUAAUGAAUCUUUAAUUUGCAUUGGCAGUUAUACUGGGCAACACCAUUGCGCUGCACAAAAGUUAUCAGAAAAGUUGUGCUUAGUAUAGCAAUAAAAGUGCACAAAUCUAUUGCAGCAUUAACAAAGAUAUCUAUUAUGAUUAAUCUGUUAUUUUUUAAAGCAAACUCUGCUUAAAAUAAGAGAGUAACUUCUGAAGUAAGUGUUGUACCUGCUCAUGUGAAAAAGGAUUAAGCUUCAAUGUGAAGUAAAAUGUUUCUAAGCAGGGCCAUGGUAUUCUGUCUUUUUAGUAGGAGUUGUGCAAAUAUGUGAAAUAUAACCAUGUAUCUGUGAAAUAUAUUUAAUAUUUCCCAGCCUCGUUUUGCAAUAUGAGCUUGUCCCAUGAUUUUAUUGUGGAAAGAAUGUCUGUCACAGAUAGACAAUCCAGACUUAUUCAGUAGGCCUCCCAAUUCCAAAUGUCUGUACCCAAAUUCUUACUCGCUAAACAGUAUUUUUCGUCAGUGUGUUCAAUGGAGUCCCAGACAGCGCUGGUUAAAUGUUCUCCAACAACAUGUGGACAAAUAGUAAGUGUACGAAAUAAUUAAUCUUACAGUCUGUUAUGUUGUAAGUUUCUUUAAUACAUUCACCCACCUCUUUGUAAGUAUGAAUUGACUGUCAAAUCAUUGUGAAAUCAUCAAUUGUACUACAUUUCAUCGAAAAAUGUUUAUUUAGGAUAUAACUGUUAAGAUUCGGGAGUCUGUGUCUCAUAUGGUUUGAAUUUCUCACAAAACCAACAUGAUUCUCUUGUUGGAAUGUGACCAAUUUAAUUAUUUUCAUAUUUUAAAAUUGUCAUUUUACCUUCUCAAGAUUGAAAAAAAAAGCUCUCGGAACCACUGCCGACAACUGCUUAUGUCAUCUUGGAUCAUGGCAAGGUGUAAUAUGACAUUUUGAACUUCGA